UCCUACUCGCCCACAUCACCCUCCUACUCUCCAACUUCGCCAUCUUAUUCUCCGACUUCACCAUCUUACUCUCCGACUUCACCAUCUUACUCUCCGACUUCACCGUCUUACUCCCCGACUUCACCGUCUUACUCGCCAACAUCCCCCAGCUAUAGCCCAACGUCCCCCAGCUACAGCCCAACCUCACCGAGUUACAGCCCCACGUCUCCAUCUUAUUCCCCAACUUCUCCAUCUUAUUCCCCGACCUCCCCGUCUUACUCUCCCACCUCUCCAAGCUACUCUCCAACCUCCCCGUCCUAUUCCCCAACAUCUCCGAGCUACAGUCCCACUUCGCCCAACUUCACACCCACCUCCCCAAGUUACUCUCCGACCUCUCCAUCUUAC
Messenger RNA from Sinocyclocheilus rhinocerous, 384 nucleotides. RefSeq names its product DNA-directed RNA polymerase II subunit RPB1. Gene Ontology annotation, biological process: transcription by RNA polymerase II. Gene Ontology annotation, molecular function: DNA binding. Lineage: Eukaryota; Metazoa; Chordata; Actinopteri; Cypriniformes; Cyprinidae. The record is from RefSeq and is a predicted model, not a curated record. The transcript has a single exon. The annotation marks the transcript as partial.